AUGUUCUUAGGUGAUCAGUUUAAGAUCAAAGACUUAGGAUUACUCAAUUAUUUUGUGGGAAUUGAGCUGUUGUAUGUUGAUUUUGGGGUACUUAUUCAUCAAAGAAAAUUUGUUUCUGAGCUAGUUGCUGAAUAUGGAUAUUUUGAUGUUUCUGCCGUCUCUUCCCCACUUGAGUUAUGUGUACUCAAGUCUGAUGUUGGGGCAUUGCUGCCCAACCCUGAAUCUUAUAGAAGUUUGGUUGGAAAGUUGGAUUUUCUCACUCAUACCAAGCCAGAUUUAUGUUUUGCUGUGCAACACUUGAGUCAGUUUCUUAAGUCACCUCGUGUGCCUCAUAUGAGUUUUUCAUUACAUGUUCUAAGGUAUUUGAAAGGUACACCUGAUGUUGGGGUUCAUCUCAAUGGUUAUUCUGAUUUUUCUGUCCAAGCUUUUUGUGACAGUGAUUGGGCUUCUUGUCCAGAUUCGCGCAAGUCAGUUUCUGAAUAUCGGGCCAUGAGUAGAGUGGUGGCUGAACUAGCCUGGUUGGUUCGUUUGUUGGCAGAUUUGGGUCUUCAACUGUCCACUUCUAUUCCUGUUUUCUGUGAUAGCUUGGCUGCCCUCCACAUUGCUAAAAACCCUAUUUUCCAUGAGCGCACGAAACAUAUUGAGGUUGAUUGUGACUUCAUCCGCACAAAGUUGGCAGAUGGUCUUAUUUUUUUACAUCAUGUUCCUACAUCAUCUCAACUUGCUGAUAUUUUUACUAGGUGUAUCACAGGUGGACAACACAUGUUGUUGCUUGGCAAGUUGGGCGUGUUACCGCCCUCCAACUUGAGGGGGGUGUCGGAGUUACCUGAUUUGGGCCUGAUGUUAGUUGGGUAG
Nicotiana attenuata is the source of this 855-nucleotide messenger RNA. RefSeq lists its product as uncharacterized. Lineage: Eukaryota; Viridiplantae; Streptophyta; Magnoliopsida; Solanales; Solanaceae. The transcript is spliced from 2 exons. The coding region runs from base 1 to 855 and encodes 284 amino acids. The record is from RefSeq and is a predicted model, not a curated record.